Messenger RNA from Sclerotinia borealis F-4128, 465 nucleotides. The record is from the annotation of a GenBank genome assembly. Lineage: Eukaryota; Fungi; Ascomycota; Leotiomycetes; Helotiales; Sclerotiniaceae.
AUGGCAAGCCAAGCCUCGUCGAAGCCCAAGGCUGGUGGUGCCAAAACUGCCAGCAAGAGCAAAAAACCCCCCCCAAAGAAGAGACAACCAGAGCCAGAAUCCGAAUCCGAAACUGAAACUGAUUCCGACGACUACAGCUCUGAGGAAUCGGAAGAAGAAGCACCCCCUCCACGUCGACAAGUGAAGCAAAAACAAAAACCACAAGGCGGUGGCGGGGGUGGACCACUGGGUGGUGUCGGUGAUAUGGUUCCUCUAGGACAAGCUACCGAUACCGUGGGUGGUCUUGCCGGUCAAGCUGGAAAUACACUUGGCAAUGUCGCUGGCGGUGUCCUUGGAGGUGGUGGUGCGGAAAAGAAAGGAGAUGAUAAGGAGGAUACAUUGAGAUUACGACUGGAUUUGAAUCUCGAGGUGGAGAUUACGCUGAAAGCGAAGAUUCAUGGGGAUUUAGAAUUGGCAUUGUUGUAA